UUCUUCAUUCAAACAUACAACACAUUUUGUAUAGUUUUACAAUUUUUCCACACAUCUUUAAACUAUAACGAAAGAAGAUGCCUUCAGCAACCAAAGAGGAGGAGAGUAGGAAGUUCAUGGUGGGCAGCAGUGACUCGGAGGCAGAAAACGAGGAUCUAGCCUUCUUAAACUUGGUUCUCAGAAAGUUGAACAUCAAAGAUCAAGCUCUGUUGCAUCGUCUCGUCGACAAAGUGCCCGAUGCUUUCAAUUCCCUGUGGCGGGAUCAACACCAAUGUUUGGAUUUGGGGCGACUGCGGUGGAAGCUGCAUGGAUCUAACCUUGAUUUGUUUUUACAGAACAUGUGUACGGAAUUUCGGAGUGUCCACUUUCGCAGUGAACAAAUGCAGGAGGAAUUGAACAUCUUGGAGCAGGCAGAUAUUGAACGUCUAAUUAACGUCAAGAGCUGUGAAAUUUCUUGGGGUCAAACGAAUAACAAAAAGAAUAGAAACAUUCCUCAAUGGCCAUUUCAUGCCCUGCCAAAACUUUUGUGUAAUCUUACCAACCUCAUUAUUCAUGCUCCCGUUCAAGCCUGCUUUAUCGAGCGAUUCAAGAAACUGGAGUCUCUAAAGAUCUAUGAAGAAAUAUCUAGUACAGCUUUGGAUGCAAUUGUAUCUACUGAUGCGCCAUUAAGGCAAUUGCACUUAUACGGAAAUCACAGUCGACAACUUCUGGGAAUCUCAAAGUGCAAGAAUCUUAGUAAUCUAUUGAUUGAUCUUCACACGUUUUUAUCAAGUAUGAAUGAGAUCCUUCAGUUGCCGGACCUAUUGGUUCUACGGCUAAAUCAGCUUAAAAAAUGCGGUCAACUGAAAACUUUACAGCUAAAUUGCAGUUUUAUGAAUCACAGCAAAUGGCUUACAAAGUUAGAACUCAAUCGCUGUCAUAGUUUGGAUGAACUUGAGUUGGUGGAUUGCAAAUUUGAGAACCAGAAUAUUAGCAAGAUGUGUCUGCCCGUUUCCCAAAGCUAUGCUAUGUUUUGUAAUUGCCCCGAUCUUAUCGAUGACCAACUUUUGGACUUUAUAAAGGCCAGUCCCAAUCUUAAAGAACUUGUACUUAUCAAGUGCCCAGAAGUGACGGAAGAACUUCUUAAUGGUGUUGUGAAAGUGAGGCGCACCAGUGGAGAGAAACAGGAUCCUUUGCUAUUCCGGGUUAAGGAUUGCCAGAAUAUUUCGGAUUCUUACCAUAAGAACUUGGCCAGUUGGGCCCGAAAACGAUCUCUACUCAAAAUGGAGUUCAUAAUGGAAGACUACAUACCUAUAGAUCAUGUCCAAUUUAUCUUUCACGAGCCACAGCGAGACUUAAACAUUUAUAAUAAUGAAUCAUGAGUAAACCAGGAGCUAUAGUAGAAGAAUUGCAGUUAAUAUUAUUCCUUUCAAAAAGUAGCUUAUAAUAAACAUUUGUAAAAAAAUAA
Drosophila ficusphila is the source of this 1447-nucleotide messenger RNA. RefSeq lists its product as uncharacterized. The transcript is spliced from 2 exons. Lineage: Eukaryota; Metazoa; Arthropoda; Insecta; Diptera; Drosophilidae. The record is from RefSeq and is a predicted model, not a curated record. Bases 78 to 1361 code for a protein of 427 amino acids.